This is a messenger RNA of Drosophila mojavensis, 1401 nucleotides long. RefSeq names its product MAP7 domain-containing protein 1. The record is from RefSeq and is a predicted model, not a curated record. The transcript is spliced from 2 exons. NCBI's taxonomy places the organism in Eukaryota, Metazoa, Arthropoda, Insecta, Diptera, Drosophilidae. The coding region runs from base 815 to 1288 and encodes 157 amino acids.
UCCGUCAGCUUCUUCCGCCGCAAUCAAAGCUCGAAACUUGAAUUCUUGAAUUAUAAAGGUCACAAUUGCAUUUUAUAUUUUUAAAAUUUAUUUUGAGCUAUAUAUAUGUCUAUGUAUAUACAUUCGGUUGACCACCUGGAAAAUGGAGAUGAAUGAGUAUGCUGCAGUCGGUAACGCCCUCAACUUCAACGUUCUUACUUGAUUUACUUCACUUCGGUUUCAAGUUCGUUUAAUAUUUGUCAUUGCUCUGCACAAAUAUCGCUCAGUGUAGGCAAUGUGAGAGAUAGAUAAAAGGAAAUAAACAUGCCGUUCACAUAUGAAUAUUGAUCCUUUUGGAGGACGGUAGUCCUGGCUGCGCCCCAGCGAUUAUUAUUAAUGACCAGCGCAAAACAUUUGCAUUGCGAUUCCAGUUUUAGUUCUCGCUGCGAGCCGCUGUCAGACGGACAGCUUGAAGGUUGUCUCCUGCAAGUCCUGCAACGCUCACACACACAGACACACGCACACAGUGCACACACAUAGCGCAUGCAAAAUCAAUAUUAAUGAGCCAUUAAGCGCAGUCUCAAGCUGCUUCUAAUGACUGAGCUGUCGGCUUGGCUUGAAGCGGAAAUUGAAUAGCCACACCGUAGAACGAUUCGCAGCGGAUGUAGCUCCCUCGCCGAGCAGGAAAUCGCGUUAGCAUUUGCCUCAACAUCCCCAGCUCAACUGAUACAGAUUCCUUUAAAAAGUCAGAGAGCAGAGAGCAGAGAGCUGGAAAAGCCGUCAGCCCGAAACGGAAGUUUUAGCGUAAUGCCUUGCGCCUGAUGAACUGCCGAGCAUGGGCUGCUCCAAUUCAAAGUCCACGACAGCUGUAGACGAGACCAGAACAAAGGCAACCCCAGCCCCUGCCCCAGCCCCGUCCCUGCCACCCGCCGCACCACCACGCGAAACAACAAGCUCUAACACAAUGGACGCCUUGCCCAAGCAGGACUACCCGCCUUCUGAGGCAUUCACCAUACCCCUCGACGACGCGGCUAGCGACACAGUCCCAUUGAACGACACCUUGCGUCAGCCGCCCAAGCGACUGCAGCAGCUCAUGCAGCAAGCCGCCGAGGCGGAGCCCCUCACGCUCGACGAGCUGGAGGACAAGCAGCAGCGAGCAGAGACUCGUCGUCAGGAACUAAUGCACCAGAAGCUGGAGGCCAUUCAGAAGAAUACGCAGAUGCUAAUGCAACGUGGACAAACGACCGACGAAGAACAACCAAGAAACGAACACCAACAGCCGGAGCAACGGGACGAUCUGAGGAGCUAGGCCUUCAUUUGAACAUGUUCGAGUGCAUUCAGAUUCAUUCACAUUUAAUACGAAAAUAAAUUAUAUUUGUACUUAAUUAAUGCACAAAUUUUCUGAAAGAAACAAUGAAUAUA